AGUACUCCAUUUAGGCUGAUUGACCCUUCGCGGUCCUGGAGCCCAACUCGCGGCACCUCGCUGCCGCAGGCACUUCUUACUCAUAUAUAGAAGCUCUCUUGAUAGAGCGAAGGAAGCUUACACACUUUCUUUCAGCAUAGAACUCAAACUAUCAUCUCCUCUUCUUUUAAAAAGUUUUCUGCACUGCUCCACUUACAUAGAUUAAAUACGAAUACUCGUAAAUUGGAAAUGGUGGUUCGUGUCUUUGCCACUCGCGACGUGCCAGUGAUGGACAUCAUUGAACUGCAGGGCCGCAUCGUCAUCACACCCGAGGCCCUGGCGGAUGCUCGAGCGGCGAAGGCGACUCGCCGAGCUGUGCGGCGGCAAAGGAUCGCGGCAAAGACGAACGAGGUAAAGAUAAAAGGCCAACCGGAGGAACCCUGCUCAGCUGAGGCGCGGCCGGUUACACAAGGAGGCGGUGAGAGUCGUCGUGCGCAGGGGACUGACGGCAGUGGUAGUUGUGCUGAUGCGUCAUCAUCAUCAUCGACGGCGGUGGAGCCGCAGCCCACGCUCUCUUCGUUGACGUGGCCGCCGUUGCCGUCUUCCACCGACGCGUCUUCGGAGGACGAGGAACUCUGUGACCUAGAUGACGCGAAUCCAACCACGGCACCACCGAGGGGAACGAGGAGUAACGGUGUGCAGCGCACAUCUGCGGACGCUUCUUCCUCGGCGGUGGUGGAGGUGCCGCUCGGGCACGUGGAGCAGGACCACCUCAGCGAGAGGAGAUGCACACUCUGCAUUGACACACUGCGCGUCGACGGCAGCCGUGCCACCUACAAGUACCCGCUGCUCGUGCUGAAGGAGUGCAGCCCUGCGCGGAUGCGGCAGCUGCGCCGUCAGCUCGUGUCCCGCCACGCGGGGGGAAAACGGUGUGAAGGGGCGACGCCGUCUCCCGAUGUUGCGCAGGCGGCGGCGGCGAAGGAGGAGCUGUCACGGCCCUCUGCGCCGGCGCCGCUGGCAACAACGACGACGACUAUGCUGUUUUCGGAGUGGCUGCAAGCGCACCCACAUGCGCUGUCGCUGGAUGCGUUGUACUUGGACGACAUCAUCGCGGAGGCGUCAGCGGAGGACACCGUCGCGCAGAGCUCAUCGGAGCAUCGCGAGCUGACACGAAAGCGGCAGCGCGCAGGCGGGGAUGAUCCAGCGGCGGCGGAGGUGCAGAGAGGGGCGGGUUGUACGCCCGCUUCUGCCGCCUCCGCCCCCGCGCCUUCCGCAGCGUCAGUAUAUAAGAACUACGAAGUGGUGGGUGUGGUGCGCAGCUCGGUGCUCUUCAACGCGAAGCCUGCGCGUGUGUUUCAAUGA
Messenger RNA from Leptomonas pyrrhocoris, 1341 nucleotides. RefSeq lists its product as hypothetical. Bases 229 to 1341 code for a protein of 370 amino acids. The transcript has a single exon. Lineage: Eukaryota; Euglenozoa; Kinetoplastea; Trypanosomatida; Trypanosomatidae. The record is from RefSeq and is a predicted model, not a curated record.